UGGGUGGUAGUAAUUGCAAAGCAGAAAUAUAAAGCUCAGGACUGGUGAACACAUUGUGCCAACUUAGUCCUUUUCCCCAUUCUUUCAGGAGAAGCAACUUAAAAAAACCACACAAGAUGUCAUUGCUAAAUAUAUUUCUCUCUUAUCCUGCAUGUAUUUGUUUCCUCUGCCUGCUGAUCUUUUUAGCAUCACUUUAUUUUUCAGCCAGCUCCCGAAAAUCGACUUCUAAAUUGCCACCUGGUCCGACACCUCUUCCUAUUAUUGGCAACCUGCAUUUGCUGGAUAUUAAAAGGCAAGACAAGUCUUUAUUGAAGCUUGCCAAGAAAUAUGGGCCAGUGUUCACCCUCCAUUUUGGAUUCCAGAAAGUUGUAGUGCUGACUGGCUACGAAGCUGUGAGAGACGCCCUUGUGAACUUUACAGAGGAAUUUGUGGACAGGCCGCCAAUCCCAAUAUUCGAAGAGAUUCAACGUGGAAAUGGGGUUUUCUUUUCCACUGGAGAGUUGUGGAGAACAACCCGACGAUUCACCAUGUCCAGCAUGCGCAAUCUUGGAAUGGGAAAAAAGCUCAUAGAGGAGCGGAUUAUAGAGGAACUCAGUUUCCUUGUACAGGACAUUAAAUCUUUUGAAGGUAAACCUUUCAACCUCAGAACCUUUAACAUUGCCCCAACCAAUAUUACCUUUGUUCUGUUGUUUGGAGAGAGAUUUGACUACAAAGAUCCAAUAUUUAUCACGCUGCUAAAACUCAUAGAUGAAGUUAUGUGCCUUCUUGGAUCUCCAUUCUUGCAUCUGUUUAACUUCUACCCAUUCCUUGGAUUUUUUUUCAACGCUCACAAAAUCUUACUUAAAAAAAUUGAAGAUGUCCGUGUCAUUAUAAGGAAUUACAUCAAGACGAGCAAGCAAUAUAUCAACGCCAACAGCCUCAGAAGCUACACAGAUGCACUGGUCUUCAAGCAACAAGAGGAUACGAGCAAGAAAGAGAACAUUUUUAAUGAUGACAACCUAAUUGCGUCCAUCCUGGAUCUUGUCAUGGCUGGAACAGAGACCACAGCAACGACAUUGCAAUGGGCUGUUUUACUGGUGAUGAAGUACCCAACGAUUCAAAAGAAGGUUCAAGAGGAGAUCGGGCAAGUUGUGAAAGCAGGCAGCUGGGCCACCUACGAGGACCGGAAAAACAUGCCCUACACCAAUGCGGUGAUCCACGAGGUGCAGAGAUUUAUCACACUGCUCCCGCAUGUCCCACGCUGCACCUCGGUUGACACUCACUUCAGGGGCUACUUUCUCCCAAAGGGAACAAUGGUGAUUCCUUCGCUCACUUCUGUGCUUCUUGAUCAAAAUCACUGGGAGACCCCACAUGAUUUCAACCCUAACCAUUUCCUUGAUGCCAACGGGAAGUUUAUCAAGAAAGAGGCCUUCAUGCCUUACUCCUCAGGGCGCCGGAACUGCAUUGGCGAAAGCCUGGCCAAGAUGGAACUCUUUGUGUUCUUCACGGGUCUCUUGCAGACAUUCACUUUCCAACCUCCACCGGGGCUGACAGAAAUGGACUUGGACUUGAACGUCCCUAAGACGACCUUCACUUUGAGGCCACAGCCUCAGCCGACUUGUGCCAUUCCCCGGGAGUAAUGAGGACCCUGCAAUCAAAUCGUUUGCUCAUAGUGUGUGUGGGGGGGAGGGAAUCUCAAACAGGGCAUUCCUUUGAUGAAGCAGGUACAUUUGUGACCUGUGCUGCAGCAAAGCUUAAUUUGCGCAAGAGGGAGUUGCAACCGGCCCUCCCAACAAACUGACCUUUGCCAUGCUCGUCUAGAACAUAACAGUAGAACAAAAAAGAGCCCUGCUGGAUCAAGCCAAAGGCCCAUCUCAUCCGCCUGCUUUUUUCACAAUGGCCAACCAGAUGCCCCUGGGACGUCUACAAGCAGGACCUGAUUGCAAGAGGACUCUCCUCCCCCUGUGCUUUCCAGCAACUGGUAGUCAGAAGCAAACUGCCUCCAACAGUGGAGGUAGAACAUAGCCAAUGGCUAGUUGCCAUUGAUAGCCUUACCCUCCCUGUAUUUGUCCAAUCCUCUUUUAAAGCCAUCCAAGUUGGUGGCCAUGCCUGCCUUCUGUUGGAGUGAAUUCCAUCAUUUGACUUGGUGCUGCGUGAAGAAGGACUUUCUUUUGUCUGUCCUGAAUCUUCCAACAUUCAGCUCCAUUGGAUGUCCACAAGUUCUAGCGUUAUGAGAGUCAGGUCUGCGUUUCUCAGGCAGCUUUCCCUACCAUGAAGUGUCCUUCAUGUAAAUUUUCAGUUGUGACUAUUGUGGACAUCACUUUAUACCCACACACACAUUUUGAAUGCAACCGGUCUUGUGAGACAUUUGCUGGACUUUCACACGCACUGUAUCUGUUGCUGCAAGACCAAAGCUUCAGGGUCACAUUCUGAAAAGGAGGCUUUUUAACCACACAUUGGUUUCCAAAAUAUUUGUAUGUUACACUUUCACCGUGCAAUGCAUAAUUUUAUACACUUCUAUCAUGUCACUGCUAAUUAAUACUUUGUGCUUUUAUAUGCUGCAGUUUGUGGAGAAGUAGACAUUGCAUACUUGGCCUUUCAGAAAGCUUUUGAUUAAAUGGCUCC
Rhineura floridana is the source of this 2604-nucleotide messenger RNA. RefSeq names its product cytochrome P450 2W1-like. The transcript has 9 exons. Gene Ontology annotation, cellular component: intracellular membrane-bounded organelle; cytoplasm. Gene Ontology annotation, biological process: xenobiotic metabolic process. NCBI's taxonomy places the organism in Eukaryota, Metazoa, Chordata, Lepidosauria, Squamata, Rhineuridae. Bases 117 to 1619 code for a protein of 500 amino acids. The record is from RefSeq and is a predicted model, not a curated record. Gene Ontology annotation, molecular function: heme binding; oxidoreductase activity, acting on paired donors, with incorporation or reduction of molecular oxygen, reduced flavin or flavoprotein as one donor, and incorporation of one atom of oxygen; iron ion binding.